UUCCCCUCGGUCCCAUAAAAGGGAGACCCCACCGAGCCUAGGCAUAUCGGCACCACCUGUUGCGCUAUGGCUGUCCCCACGUUCGCCGCUGCUGGCCGGGCCCGGUUUGCCAUCAAGAGUUACAGCGUAGAGCAUGGCUACCCGUCUCGGCGUCGUUCGCUGCUCGAUGAUGCCAAGUUCGAGACGCAAAAACGCCGAGAGGCCCAGAAGUUGCGAUCACAGGACGAAGAUGCCCUGCUGGAGGACGUGAGUACACCGGGUAAAGAUAUGUUUAAUGAGCUGUUCAUCCUGUCUUCGGGUGGCGUGGCGGAGGAUAUGACCAUAAGCGUGGUGUUCGGACUCAAGAAGGGCGUCCAGGAUCUGGCAACCAUCCUGAAAGAGGUCGAGGCCUGCGGUGGACGCGUGUCUCACCUGGAGACCCGCACGGGCCGGACGGCCGCGGCCCCGCUCGAGGCGUUCGCGUCUCUGCGUGGCAUGGUGCGGGACGGCCUGCUGCGACUCGGCAAGACCCUGGCACUCAAUGGCCUCGGAGACAUGCGCGUCGUCAAGGACGUCGGUUCCGCACUCGCUGGAGACAUCUGGUUCCCGCUGCACAUCACCGACCUGGACUUCUGCACGCAUGUGCUGACCAAGUUUGAGCCGGACCUAGACAGCGAUCACCCGGGCUUCUCGGACCCGGCGUACCGGCAGCGCCGCAAGGAGAUCGCCCAGAUUGCCUUCGACUACAAGCAGGGACAGCCCAUACCGAGGAUCGAAUACACGCCGGAAGAAGUGCGCACCUGGGGCGUCGUAUACAGAGGUAUGCGCGAACUGGUGCCGACGCACGCCUGCCAGGAGUUCGCCGACGCCCUGGCGAGGCUGGAGAGGGAGCUCCAGUACGGCCCGGACGCCAUCCCGCAGCUCGACGACGUGUCGAACUUUCUGAAACGUCGCAGUGGCUUCACACUGCGCCCUGCCUCGGGUCUGCUGACAGCACGUGACUUCCUGGCGUCGCUGGCCUUCCGCGUGUUCCAGUGCACACAGUACAUGCGCCACGGAUCGGCACCGCAUCACUCGCCCGAGCCGGACUGCGUCCACGAGCUGAUCGGCCACGUGCCCAUGUUCGCCGACCCAGGGUUCGCACAGUUCUCCCAGGACAUCGGCCUCGCCUCGCUCGGCAUCGCUGACGAGGACAUCGAGAAACUGGCCACGCUCUACUGGUUCACGGUGGAGUUCGGGCUUUGCAAGCAAGCAGGCGAGAUCCGGGCCUACGGAGCUGGUUUGCUCUCCUCGGUUGGAGAACUCAAGCACGCGUUGUCGGGCAAGCCGGCCAUCCUUCCUUUCGAACCGGAGACGACGGCGGUGCAGAAGUACCAGGACCUCGAGUACCAAGACACCUACUUCCUCGCCGAGAGCUUUCACGAAGCCAGGGAAAAAUUAAGGCAGUACGUGGCCCGUGCCAACUUCCGGCCCUUCGAGGUGAGCUACGAUCCACACCGGCAAUGCGUGACGGUGCUCGACACACCGAAGAAGCUGCUCGGUGUCGUCGACUCGCUGCGAUCCGAGAUACAGGCCCUGACCAGCGCCCUCGGAAAGAUGAAGUAGCGAGCUGCGAUCUCAACUAUGUUUCCAUUCAUUGUGGUUACGCAAGACGCGUACGGCCAUCGCAUGUCCGGACCUGUCGCCGAGAUGCUGGCCCUCAUCAUACGGGGCCUUAACGUCAGGCCGGUAUUGACUCUACCCCCGGACGGCCAGUGGGGGUACAAAGUGAACGGCAGCUUCACCGGAGCUAUCGGCAUGUUACAGAGAAAGGAAGUGGACCUGUUCAUCGGUCCGGCAGGCCUGAUCGCCGAGCGACUGGAGGCGGCCAACUUCUACCCCUACGUCUUCGGCUACUCCACCAUACUGGCACCGCACCCACGAAAAAUUGUCGACCCCUUCAGCUUUAUCAACGCCUUCCAGUCCCAGGUCUGGCUGGCCAUUUUCCUGAGCUGGUUCCUGGUGGCCUUCGUGUCAACCAUCGGAGAGUCGCUGUUUUCCACGCUGGCUCCGGGUCGCGGCGUAGGUGUGCGUCUCGGUAGCUACUGGAACCAUCUAUGGGAAUACCUGCAGUUCAUGCUUCCGCAAGGUACUGCGCACAUCACAUCAUCAGUGUAG
Molecule: messenger RNA, 2136 nt
Organism: Rhipicephalus sanguineus (brown dog tick)
Lineage: Eukaryota; Metazoa; Arthropoda; Arachnida; Ixodida; Ixodidae
Product: tyrosine 3-monooxygenase
Exons: 19
Biological process (GO): aromatic amino acid metabolic process
Cellular component (GO): axon; membrane; cytoplasm
Molecular function (GO): iron ion binding; tyrosine 3-monooxygenase activity; glutamate-gated receptor activity
Source: RefSeq, a predicted model, not a curated record